Messenger RNA from Lachancea thermotolerans CBS 6340, 1845 nucleotides. It is a transcript of the gene FPS1, whose product is annotated as Fps1p. Bases 1 to 1845 code for a protein of 614 amino acids. NCBI's taxonomy places the organism in Eukaryota, Fungi, Ascomycota, Saccharomycetes, Saccharomycetales, Saccharomycetaceae. The record is from RefSeq and is a predicted model, not a curated record. Gene Ontology annotation, biological process: water transport; glycerol transmembrane transport. Gene Ontology annotation, molecular function: glycerol channel activity; water channel activity. The transcript has a single exon. Gene Ontology annotation, cellular component: plasma membrane.
AUGAGCAAGAAAUCUCUCCCCGAUUCUCAGGAUGGCAACCAGCGAAAACCGCAGGAGUACAUGAACGACUUUCUCUCGGACGCCGAGAGCGGGUCCAAUGUCUCGCACGACCAGCAGAACGGCGGCGACGGUGGCGAGCACUACAUACCGUCGCGCGACUUUGCGCCGCAGCACCGGAUCUCGGCGUCCGCGUCGUACGUGCCCCGUAACGGCGAGGGCGGCGGAGGCAGCAACUACGCCGUGCAGCAAGUCGUGCCCAACACGCACAUCCCAAUGUCGCGGUCCAACUCCGGCAACAACGGCAGCGGCGGCGGCGGCGGCGGCGGCGGCGGCAGCGGCCACUCCACAGGGUACCGGAAUCGCGCCCAGAGCGGGGUUUCCAGCAACUACAUGAACAUGCGCUCUGUGCAAUCCAACAGUGGCUCCGCGCAGAACGUCAACCAGCCGGAGGCGUCCGCGGACCCCCGAGACAACGACAUCCCGCUCAUGGUCAAGCCCAAGACCCUGUACCAAAACCCUCAGACCCCGACCGUGCUGCCGUCCACAUACCACCCGAUCAACACCUGGUCCACGCUGAAACAGACGUACCUGAAGGAGUUCCUCGCAGAGUUCAUGGGCACAAUGGUCAUGAUCUUCUUCGGGUGCACCGUUGUCUGCCAGGUGCGCUCGGGCCAGCAGCAGCAGCGUGUCACAUUCCUCAAAGAGCUCUCUGCCAGCACCCAGGUACCCGCGGAAAACAAGAUCGAGCUUCUGCAGUACCUCAUGCCGGUCGACCAAUUCGGUACCUACGACGACGUCGCGCUCAUCUGGGGUGGGGCCGUGGUCAUGGGCUACUUCGCGGCCGGAGGUAGUGCUCUUUCCGGUGGUCACAUGAAUCCGGCUCUCACCCUCAGCAACUGCGUGUUCCGUGGUUUCCCAUGGCGCAAAGUGCCCGUGUACUGGGCCGGUCAGUUGCUUGGCGCCUAUUGCGGCGCCUUGAUUGUAUUCGCCUACUACAUGCCCGUCAUCAAAUACGUCUACCCAGACUGGAACGGCAACGAAACCGUUCUCGGUAUGUUUUGUACAUCUCCGCUGCAGUACCUCGACUCUUCCCGCCAGUUUAUCAGUGAGCUCAUUUGCAGUGCUGUUUUACAGGUUGGCAUUUUCGCUUUGACCGAUCCUUACACUUGUCUGCGUUCUGAUUUGUUCCCGCUUAUGCUUUUUGUUUUAAUCUUCUGCUUGAUCGGCGCGACAGCCUUGCAAACCGGCGCCGGCUUGAACCCUGCGCGUGACCUUGGACCGCGGCUGGCCCUCGCAACAGUGGGCUUUGAAAGCGACACUCUAUGGAGAGCCCAUCACCACUAUUUCUGGGUACCCAUCGUCGCCCCAUUCGUCGGCACCCUUCUCGGGGGUACUGUCUACGACAUAUGCAUCUACCAGGGGCACGAGUCUCCACUCAACUGGCCAUACUCCCUAGUAAAACACAAGGCAAGAAGGGCGUGGAGCAACCGCCCUCGUUUUUACAGGAAAAGGGCAGGCUCCGACUCCGCGGUCAGUGACUGGGAAUAUGACAACGAAAGCAACAACGCCAGUGCUAGAGACACAGAUAAUGAGGAUACGCCGAAGACAGGGUUCUUCCCCGAAUCUGAUCCUCAAAUUCAAAAGCACGUCCAAUUUAAAAGCAUGUCCAAGAAUUUCAAUGGCAAGAGAAAUCCUGUAUCGGGCAUUCCUACCAUUUUCGAGGAAGGCGAUGAUGACGAUGUCGACGAUGCUGAUGAAGCCGCUAGCGGCAACGAAACCGAAAAGAGGCCUCCCUUGAAGCCUAAAUCGUCGAAGUCAUUUGAUAAAAAAGGCAAGAAACAGUAA